This is a messenger RNA of Corythoichthys intestinalis (scribbled pipefish), 10742 nucleotides long. RefSeq names its product TSC22 domain family protein 2-like. The transcript has 5 exons. The record is from RefSeq and is a predicted model, not a curated record. Bases 479 to 2386 code for a protein of 635 amino acids. Gene Ontology annotation, biological process: regulation of transcription by RNA polymerase II. Lineage: Eukaryota; Metazoa; Chordata; Actinopteri; Syngnathiformes; Syngnathidae.
UCUACCCAGCAUACUCCGCGGCAGCAUACAACAUAUGAACAUAGCCAUCUUGUCAACGAGUCGGGGUGGUAACAGCGGGGUUCUCGUCGUGAAAUUCUCCUUAUUGUAAAACUGGGACAUUGUCAGACGUUUUUUCCCUCCUGUUCGCUCGACGUUAGCUAGUUUUAUGCUUAGCUAGCAGUGAAGCCAGCGGACGCUGCGUGGGAGGGAGUCCUUUUGGAGAAGAUGUCUCGCUUACUUGUUCCGACGUAGGGGGGAGUGUGCGGCAGACAGUUGGCUUUUUUUGCGAGGGCUGCGGGGCCCUCCUCGGCCCUCGAGUAGCUCCCCACCGGAGCGCUGGAAGGCUCUCGCCGGGUUACAAGCAGCAGGAACGACAACACUGCCUCAUGGAUAGGACGUAAAUUAGCCUGCUGAGACAUCGUCGGCCUGCCCGUUGCUCGGGCGAGGAGGAUAUCGACAGCUCGGCCCGCCCGCCACCAUGUCCAAAAUGCCGGCCAAGAAGAAGAGCUGUUUCCAGAUCACCAGCGUGACUCAGGCCCAGGUGGCCGCGAUCGGGGCGGCGGAUGACACAGAGAGCCUGGAGGACCCGGACGAGUCCCGCGCCGAGGACGCGUCUUCGGAAAUGUACGACGCGUCGCGUACCGAGUUCGAGCCGACGGCCGACAGGGGUAUGCUCGAAGAGGUCGCCGACAACGCGGGAGAGCCGGAGCCGACGGUAGCGCCGGCUCACUUACCUCACUUCUCCGUGCUGUCCGUCAAUUCUCUGGGGGACUUUCAGAAAGCGCCGGCGUCCGGGAUCGGCGCUUCGGCCGCAUCGCAGCAGGCCGCGCCGACUUCAUCUUCCGGGCCGCUCGCUGUCUCAGUCAACACCUCCCAACCCGCGCCCGGUCCGGGUCCUCCCCCUCCCGCCGCCUCCGCGGCCGCUUGCACGUCACGUUUCCGGGUCAUCAAACUCGACCACGGUACCGGAGAACCCUUCCGAAGAGGCCGGUGGAUGUGCACCGAGUAUUACGAGAAAGAAUCCGAGGGUUCCGUCGCCAAUCGUGCCGCUGUCGGUGCGGUGCCGGAGCCCGCCGCGGACAGAGACGGCGGCGCGGCGCAAACGGGCGGCUCCGCGGUCGCUCCGGAAAUUCAUUCGACUCAAGCCUCUGGAGCGUCGCCGGAUCUCGCCCGGCUGAAUCCGGCGGAUACGUCGGCGCAGCAGAACUCGAUUGCCCGGCAACAAGACGGCGGUCGGUCAGGCAAGCCCGCGACCACCGCGGUUCAGCCCGCGGCAACGGGCGUCCACGUCCAGCCAGUCGCGCCACAGAGCGUUGGUAACGGAUUACCUCAUGUGCAGAAGUCCCCUAUCUUGCCUCCGUCGGCGCAAGCUUACCAACUUUCCGUGGGACACCACCUAACCGGCCAGAACCAGCCCGAGCAUUAUCAACAGCAGCUCGGUCAGUCGCUGUCGGGGUCGGGUUCGUCCGCGGGGCCCCCAACUGGACAGGUGACCUCCCCCGCGCCCGCUCAUUUUGGGGAUGGCGGCGCCGGAAAAUCGGCGCCUCCUCAAACAGUCGGAACGGGAAACGUCGCCGCCUCUGUACCGGCGAGCGGAUUUACUCCCGGUCAGUACGCCGGCGCCGUCCAGUUCCAACCCCAAGGCCUUCACCCGGGGCCACCGGCUGUACAAAAUGUGCCUGUUACCGCAGCGAGCGCCGGCACCCCUCCCGCUGCCCUCGGCGGUUCCGGCGUAGCCACGCCAAAGGGGACGUCUGGCGGUCAGGCGACCCAGGGCCAAACGGCAGGGGCGUCGGCGGCUCACGGCCUACUCGCCGCUGGAUUUGGACAGACGGAGGGAGGCGGCGGUAGGAAAUCCGACGGGGUCGCGAACGCGCCGUUGCUCGGGAGGGACCUGGGGAAGCCCUUCAUGCCCGAAAGCCUGCAGCUCGCCGCGCCGACCGUCAACAGCCUGUUCGGGAUCCACAUACCUGUCGACGGAGACGAGGACAGGAACCCCUCCAAGGCUUUCUACCAAGCCUUCCAGUCUGGCAGCAGAUUAAGGGACUCAAAGGCCCACAGUGAUAGUGCCUCUGGAACCAAUAUCGUUGCCAUUGACAAUAAGAUAGAACAGGCCAUGGAUCUGGUGAAAAGCCAUCUGAUGUACGCCGUGCGCGAGGAAGUGGAGGUCUUGAAGGAGCAGAUCAAAGAGCUCUUUGAGAGGAACUCUGUGCUGGAGCGGGAGAAUGCCGUCUUGAAGUCUCUGGCCAACAGCGAGCAGCUCUCGCAACUUCCCGCCGCCCCUCCUCAGCCCCCGCAAGCCCAGCAGCCGCAACAGCCCCAGGCCCCGCAGACUCACCCUCAGCCCGACGCCAGCCAACAGCAACCCAAUGUCACCUCAUCUUAAAAAAAACAAGAUAGGUUGGAGUUACAGUAAACCCCCGCUAUUGAGGUGGGAUGGGGAUUGAACCCUAUUGCCCAUAGUCACGCCAACCUAAAACCAGAGGUGGGUAGAGUAACCAAAAAUUGGACUCGAGCGAGAGUCGCGUUACUUCAAAAUAAUAGGUACGAGAAGUCAUCCUAUAAAUGUAAAAAAGUAUUCGGUGAAAUCAAGUCCAGUAUCAUUGUGAGUAACUUGCUUACAAUCUCAUCUUUUUUAGAUAUUUAUUACUAUACAGUACCACUGUAUAUAUAAACUAUUAUAUGACCAUAUUAGGACAAACAAAUGAACAAAAUAAUCAAAUUCAGACUAGAAAAAUGAAGCAUUACCAUUCAAAGAGCACAAAUGCCCACAUUUCCUACCAUGAAAUGAAAACGAUGAUAUCUCCGGUUUUCUGUAGUCCAUGGGUGCCAAAUAAAAACUGGGAGAAAGAGAGAGAGGGAGUUUGAGGUCCAGUCACGUAGGUCUUAUUCUUUCAUUUUUAAGGCAGUUUAAAGUUGCCACGUGAUUGAAUAGGACUUGCGAGCUUGUGUGUGCUCAUGCCACCGUAUUGGUACGUUUGAUUGGUAUUAUGGAGUCGUGAUUAUUGGUAAAACUGGUCGAGCCGCAGUCGCUGGCAAAAAUAAAGUCAAAUCUGGUACAGGUGCUCACCGUGUUACGAACAAGUUCCAUUCCUACGCAGUGGCGACGUAAUCCAAAUUUCCGUGCCGGAAUUAACCCGACAAGUACCCCUGGAUAAAUUGCAAAAUACCAAUUGAAAAACAUGUACAGUGGGGCAAAUAAGUAUUUAGUCAACCACCAAUUGUGCAAGUUCUCCUACUUGAAAAGAUUAGAGAGGCCUGUAAUUGUCUACAUGGGUAAACCUCAACCAUGAGAGACGGAAUGUGGGGGGAAAAAAACUGAAAAUAGCAUUGUUUGAUUUUUAAAGAAUUUAUUUCCAAAUUAGAGUGGAAAAUAAGUAUUUGGUCACCUACAAACAAGCAAGAUUUCUGGCUGUCAAAGAGGUCUAACUUCUAACGAGGCUCCACUCGUUACCUGUAUUAAUGGCACCUGUUUUAACUCAUUAUUGGUAUAAAAGACACCUGUCCACAACCUCAGUCAGUCACACUCCAAACUCCACUAUGGCCAAGACCAAAGAGCUGUCGAAGGACACCAGAGACAAAAUUGUAAACCUGCACCAGCCUGGGAAGACUGAAUCUGCAAUAGGCACUUAGUGUAAAGAAAUCAACUGUGGGAGCAAUUACAGUGAUACCUCAGCUCACGAAUAUAAUUGGUUCCCAGAAAGUGCGUGUAAGGCGAAAAGUUCGUCUUCCGAACAUUUAUUUCCCAUAAGAAACCAUUAAAAUGAGAAUAAUCCGUUCCCAGGUCCCCAUAAAACAUAAUUUUCUACUAAAUAAGCCUUAUAACUGCACAAAAAUAUACCUUAUUUUCUUUAAUGUCUUCUUGGGCUUAACACUAGCCUGUGGUGGGGUCUUUUUCGGUCCCAUAAUAGCAAAAGUAUACUCAAUGUGGUCCAAAAUGUCUAUCAAACACAAACCACGUCCGCACUCAACGAAAGGGAGGGGACGAACUGGGACGCCGUGAGCGUGCGUCAGCUUCUCGUGGCGCUGUUCGACCGCGUGGUUUGGUUGGUCCGCCGAAAACUAGUUGGUCAGCAGAGACUAUAUGCUCGCGAAUUUAAUGUUCUUGAGGCGAAAAGUUCGUGAGCUUAAGCGUUCGUGAGCUGAGGUAUCACUGUAUUAGAAAAUGGAAGGCAUACAAGACCACUGAUAAUCUCCCUCGAUCUGGGGCUCCAUGCAAGAUCUCACCCCCUGGCGUCAAAAUGAUAACAAGAACGGUGAGCAAAAAUCCUAGAACCACACGGGGGGACCUAGUGAAUGACCUACAGAGAGCUGGGACCACAGUAAAAAAGGCUGCUAUAAGUAACACAAUGCGCCGCCAGGGACUCAAACCCUGCACUGCCAGACGCGUCCCCCUGCUGAAGCCAGUACACGUCCAGGCCCGUCUGCGGUUCGCUAGAGAGCAUUUGGAUGAUCCAGAAGAGGACUGGGAGAAUGUGUUGUGGUCAGAUGAAACCAAAAUAGAACUUGUUGGUAGAAGCACAGGUUCUCGUGUUUAGAGGAGAAAGAAUCCUGAAUUGCAUCCGUAGAACACCAUACCCACUGUGAAGCAUGGGGGUGGAAACAUCAUGCUUUGGGGCCAGGACGACUGAUCUGUGUAAAGGAAAGAAUGAAUGGGGCCAUUUUGAGUGAAAAUCUCCUUCCAUCAGCAAGGGCAUUGAAGAUGAGACGUGGCUGGGUCUUUCAGCAUGACAAUGAUCCCAAACAUACAGCCAGGGCAACAAAGGAGUGGCUUCGUAAGAAGCAUUUCAAGGUUCUGGAGUAGCGUAGCCAGUCUCCAGAUCUCUACCCCAUAGAAAAUCUGUGGAAGUGGAGUUGAAAGUCCGUGUUGCCCAACGACAGCCCCAAAAUAUUACUGCUCUAGAGAUCUGCUUGGAGGACUGGGCCAAAAUACCAGCAACAGUGUGUGAAAAGCUUGUGAAGAGUUACAGAAAACAUUUGGCCUCCGUUAUUGCCAACAAAGCACGUUUGUGUAGAAAAAAAAAAAAAAAAAAAAAAAAAAAAAACUUCCACAGCCAACCGCUUUUAUUCAUUUUUAAGUACAUUCAAAACAAUAAAAUAAUUGUCCAAAAUACCCAUUAUUCAAUAAGAAGCACAGAAAGAGUUUGUAAAAAAAAAAGGAAACAAAAAAGCGCCUAUUUAAUAUACUCCAAAUGUAAAAAUUGGUCUCAUGUGUGACGUGAGGACAAAAUUUGUCGCCGCCAGUGACGUAAAUCUUCGGUUAUCAGUGUCCACAUGAUGGAGCCACAAACACAGAAUUCUCAAAUCUUCACUUUUUUAAGAACACUGGUUUAAAUCUGCGUGCACGUGUGGAUGAUAGGUCAAAUCGUAGAAAAAUACCAUGUUUUUGCCAAAUACCCUACUAUGUGUGGACAUGGCCUGAAUCUGUCAGUUUAACCGGGGCUUUAGCGCCAUCUUGGGGUGGAACAGAGAACACAAAAAUACAGAAAGGCGGGGGUUGACUGUACUCCGUCUGAAUUUUACAGGGAAAAAAAAAAGUUUUUCGCCACCAGCUUGACCACAAAGUGCAGCGCUUGUAUGUGUGCGUGCGUGUUUGGUGAGUGAGCGCAUGAGCGUGUACUGUGGGCCUUUACAGUGUUAAUGCAAUCAUCAACGGGAUGGAAGUGACGUGACCGAUUCGGAUAAAGGGACACCUGACGUGAAGGGACAAAUGAAUGACAAUAAAGAGUGAAUAUUUUUUUAAAAGAAGAUCUUUGUGUGGGCAAAAGGAAAGAAGAGCACGCCGCUUCUGCCGUUACUUGUACAUCAAAUGUGUGGACGUCUGCUGUCAAGUCUUUUAUUUAUUACAGGGGCUGCUAUUUUCAUAAAUCACUUCAAUAAAAUAAUAGCCCUCCUAUUUUUUCCUUCUGAAAAAAACCAACAACUUUAUGCCUGAGUUUACAUUCAACAAAUAUUCAUAAACUGAUGGAAGACAUAAAAACUACUAUAGAAAAUAAAAAAUGAGAACAUCUUAAAUUAGGGCUGUCAAACAAUUAAAAUUUUUAAUCGAGUUAAUUACAGCUUAAAAAUUAAUUAAUCGUAAUUAAUCGCAAUUCAAACCAUCUAUAAAAUAUGCCAUAUUUUUCUGUAAAUUAUUGUUGGAAUGAAAAGAUAAGACACAAGCCGGAUAUACAGUAUACAUUAGGCCUGAACGAUAUUGGAAAAAACUAUUGUCGCGAUUUUUUUUAGGUUUGCAAUAUAUUGCGAUAUUAUAUUGCGAUAUUAAAAAAAAAAAGAUCUAUCUUUUUUAAAGAAAUUUUCACUAAAUGACUUGAAUAGGUGUUUGGAAAUACUUUACAUAACACACCGUGACCACAGUGUAUUCAUAUAAUACCGUUUAAUUUGUUAAUGAUGAAGAUUUCUGUAUGAAGGUAUCCAGGAAGUCAUGUCUGCACAAAAUAGAUCAUUUAUUGAAUACAAUAUUUUACACUUCAACAGCAGCAAAUACAUUAAAUGAUAAAUAAAAGAGCAGGUGCAUUAGUCCCCUUAGUUUUUGACAAAAUAUAACAAAUAAAAACUUCUGUAAAAUAACAACAAAGUUGUCAACAUAUUUGAACAAAAAUAUUAAAUAUGACAAAUAAAAGAGUUGUUCACAAACUAUAACAAUAAAUAAAAACCUCAGUAAAACAACAAAGUUGUCAACAUAUUUGAACAAAAAUAUUAAAUAUGACAAAAGAGUUCACAAACUAUAACAAUACAUAAAAACCUCAGUUAAACAACAAAGUUGUCAACAUAUUUGAACUUAAAUAUUAAAUCUGACUAAUAAAAGUGCAAGUGCAUUAGUCCCCUGAGUUGUUUACACAAAAUAUAACAAUAUAAAACUGCAAAACGGCAACAAAGUUGUAAAAAUAUUUCAACAAAAAUAUUAAGUAUCAAAACUUUAUGUGCAGCUGUACUAUAUAUAGUUAUUUGAAAAAUACGGUUUACAAUAAAUUUAAAUAUAAAAGAAACAAACUCAAUUGAACUUGUAAAUAAUUGAACUGAAUAACUGCAAAUAACUGUGAUGAAUAACAGAACCAUUUUAACUCCCAAAUUUCCUGCCUUCCUGAUAGCUGUCACAUUAAAAGAAGAAAAGACAUUCCUUCAGCUGUGUUAUGUAUUUGUCUGCAUAUCGUCCACCUUCCUUGCUCAGCAAUUCUCAACUGGGUCUCAUAGGUUUUUGGCCAAGACUAUUAGUUUAUCCACUAUAGCAGGCUUGAGACAAGAACGUUGGCAUUUAACAAUGUUCCCACCUGUGCUAAAAAGCCUCUGAUGGGGAGCUCGUAGCAGGAAUGCAUAGAUACCUGCGUUUUAAAUGGUCCCACAUGUUUGACAGAUUACUUCUUGUUGAGGCAACCAUGGCGAGGCACUGUCGACAGGGCUGUUUUUUGUCCCUUAUAGUCUUGUUCUUGCCAAAAUACUUCCAAAACUCCUUUUGGAUACAGUCUUCCUUGCUCCUCCAACGUGUUGAUUGCUUGCUUUCACUUUGAGAACGGGCCCUCCUCCCUCCGCUCUGCUGUUCGGCCCCUCCUCCCUCCACUCCGCUGUUGCAGGGGGAGGGGGAGGAGCCGAUGACUUGCUGGAGAGAAAGAGAAGCUGUGCGCUUUUUUUUCCCUCUCCUUCCUCAAAACAAACGUUUGUGGAUUAAAAAAAAUGAAAUUAAAAAACUAUCGCACGUCCUUGCGAUGGGACUAUUGCACAUGCGCACAUCGCGAUGGCGAUGUUUAAACGAUAUAUCGUUCAGGCCUAGUAUACAUUCAACAUACUGUACAUAAGUACUGCAUUUGUUUAUUAUGACAAUAAAUCAACAAGAUGGCUUUAACAUUAUUAACAUUCUGUUAAAGCGAUCCAUGGAUAGAAAGACUUGUAGUUCUUAAAAGAUAAAUGUUAGUAUAAAAUAUAGAAAUGUUAUAUUAAAACCCCUCAAUGUUUUCGUUUUAAUAAAAUUUGUAAAAUUUUCAAUCAAAAAAUAAACUAGUAGCUCACCAUUGUUCAGCACCACCAAUUCUCAUGGUGCUGAAAACUAUAAAAUCAGUCGCACCUAAGUGCCAGCAGAGGGCGACAAAACUCCAAGAGCACAAGUAACAAGUGCACAUGUCACUGUACUGUCAUUUUAAUCUGUUUGAGCGGGGCAUGUGCGUUAAUUGCGUCAAAUAUUUGAACGUGAUUAAUUUAAAAAAUUAAUUACCGCCCGUUAAUGCGAUAAUUUUGAUAGCCCUACUUUAAACUCAUACAAAAAUAAAAGAAUAAAUUCCUCUCUAUUUUUCCAAAAGUAUUUCAUUAAAAUUAAUGUUUUAGGAAAAAAUAUUUCGAUUUUCAUUUUCUGCAUUUCCGUCUAAUUAAUAAAGCACUUUACAUGAAGCAAAGUGCCAUGGCCACAAACUAUUUUCAAUUUCAUUUUGUCUCAAUAAAUACGUACCGUAUUGGCCCGAUUAUAAGACGGCCCUGAUUAUAAGACGACCCCGUUUUUCAAGGCUCAAGUUUGAAAAAAGACUUUUUGAACACCAAAUUCAUUUUUAUACAGAAAAUAAUUACAGUACAUCUGAAACAAAUGAUUAUAACAAUAUAUUUGAGAGAAAAAGCAUGUUAUUUUGCCUCAUUCAAAUCUUUAUAUUUGAACAUUUAAAUAUGUAAACUAAAGUGCAAUCACAUUUGUAAAUGAAUGGCUUCUGGUUUUUGAAAUGUAAAUAAACCAAUCUAUUGUGAUAAAAAAAAACAAAAUUGCAAUAACUGCAUUAGCCAUCAAAGUGAAGUCUAACUAAUUGUAGUCUUGAAACAAAUCUGAAUAAGGAAAAACAUUGUAUGCAAACUGGUUAAACUUAAGAGUAGCUGAGAUCUGUCAAGACAGAACAUCGCUUCAAUGAUAUCUGGCGCCAUCUAGAGUCGUUAAUAGGUAUAAUUUCUAGACCGUGAAUAUAAGACGACCCCUCUUUUUCAGUCUUAUUUCAAUGCAAAAAAAACCUUCUUAUAUUCGGGCCAAUAUGGUAUGUAAAAAUGUUUUUUUUGUUUUUUUUUUUUAAAUGUAUUUGUUAAAUGGAAAUUCAGGCACCAAGGAGCACAAUUUUACAAUUCAGGGGUUCUCAAACGGGUGUCCGCAAAGUGUAACCCCGACUUUUUCAGUGCCAUCGACAUUGAUAAACGUCCAAAUAUCCUUCUGCUUUGAAUUGAAACGAGUUUAUCACUAGUAGAGUCUAAUCCAUUUGAACAAAUAAGGGUUACGACUUUAAUCUCAGAAUGCAGUAUGACUACAUAUGAUUUUCUUAUAUGGCGGCAUGACUCCGUGCUCAUUGUUCCCCAAACCAGAGGUUGUGGGUUUGAUUCCCUGCCCUGUCUUUUAGCAAGAUAAGUGCUCCUGAUGAUGCGUCAUUAAUGAGGAUAUCCUAUCAAAGAAGGUAGAAAAGGACUAUUUCUGGUGAUAUUACAAUUUGAAUCCAUCCCCUCCCCUCUCCGUCCCACCCCUUAAAUACCGUAAUUUUCGGACUAUAAGGCUUACCUGGACGAUAAGCCGCCACCCGUCAAAUUUGACGCGAAAACUGCUUUUGUUCAUAGAUGAGUCGCAGCCGUCCUCACUGUAUUAUGGGAUAUUUACACCAAAAGAUAUUAACUAGUAACACUUUGACAGCAUAUGAAAUUUGACAGUGUCACGUCAUUGUUAUUAUAUCACCGCUGUCAAACAAAGUGUUACCUAUCAACUCAACUACAUAAACAAAUAAGCCUCACUGGACGCAGGAUUCAAAAUGAGGGGAAAAAAGUAGCGGCUUAUAGUCUGAAAAUUACGGUAAGUUUGAGAACCUCUGCUAAAUGACAAACUCUGACAAAUAUUUAACACCAAUUCCAAUUUCAUGCUGUGAUCGGCAAUUUUGAGAGUCCAGAGGCAUGCUGUGAAAUCACUCACUUUGUAACCAAAGAAGCAAAACAACUUUUUAUUUUGAUUUUUUUUUUCCAAAUAUACAACUAAUAAUUAUUUUAUUUUCAUAUUUGGCUUUGGAGCAAGGUCAUUUUUGCUUUUGAUUUUAUCCAGAGGUGGGUAGUGUAGCCAAAAAUUGGACUCAAGUAAAAGUAGCGAUACUUCAAAGUAUUACUAAUGUAAAAGUAGUCAUCCAAUGAGUACCAGUAAAAAGGUAUUUGGAAAAAGGACAGCAGGGCCGAGAACCAAAAGUGGUAUUUGCCAUGUGGCAAAAUGGACUUUGCCAUGUGGCAUUUUUUUUGGUAUGUGGCAAAAUGGAUUUUGCCAUGCGGCAUUUUUUCUUUGCCAUGUGGCAAAAUGGAUUUUGCCAUGUAGCAUUUUUUUGCCAUGUAGCAUAAUUGAUUUUGCCAUAUAGCAUUUUUUGGCAUUUUUUCCCAUGUAGCAUAAUUGAUUUUGCCAUGUGGCUUUUUUUUUUUUUUUUUUUGGUAUUUGACAAAAUGGAUUUUGCCACUUGGCAUUUUUUCUUUGCCAUGUGGCAAAAUGGAUUUUGCCAUGUAGCAUUUUUUUUUGGGGGUAUGUGGCAAAAUGGAUUUUGCAAUGCGGCAUUUUUUCUUUGCCAUGUGGCAAAAUGGAUUUUGCCAUGUAGCAUUUUUUUUGCCAUGUAGCAUAAUUGAUUUUGCCAUGUGGCAUUUUUUUUUUGCUAUGUGGCAAAAUUGAUUUUGCAUUUUUUUUGACAUGUGGCAAAUGGAUUUUGACGUGGCAUUUUCAAAGUAAAACAUUUUUUUGCUUCAAUUGAAAAAAUUUUUUUUUAAUUGCU